GCAGCUCUGCUUUACUCCCUCUCCUGCGUAGGCACGCGCACUGCUGCAACUCCAAUGAACGCGGCUCGUGCAGUCUGGACUCCAGCUGUAAACCCACACGCUGCCCAGCGCGCGCGUCGCACAGGACAAUAAUGCCACCCUCACCAACCUACUGACCCACAGAAACCUCUGGAACAUAUUCAGUCCAAUCGCUCCGCCAAGAUGAACGUCUCUGAGACCACCACUGUUCCUCUUCCUCUCUGGACCUUCAUGGUGAACUCCAGCCACCUUUCUUACCUCCCCAACGUCACCGACGCUCCAUCGCAGACCAAAUCUAAAGCAUGUGAGCAGCUGAACAUCGCCACCGAGGUUUUCCUCAUUCUGGGCAUCAUCAGUCUGCUGGAGAACAUCUUGGUCAUCUGCGCCAUUGUGAAGAACAAGAACCUGCACUCACCGAUGUACUUUUUCGUCUGCAGUCUUGCUGUGGCAGACAUGUUGGUUAGCGUCUCUAACGCAUGGGAGACCAUUGUGAUCUAUUUACUGAACAACCAGCAGCUGGUGGUGGAGGACCACUUCAUCAGGCAGAUGGACAACGUCUUUGAUUCCAUGAUCUGCAUCUCAGUGGUGGCCUCCAUGUGCAGUCUUCUAGCCAUCGCGGUGGACCGCUACGUGACCAUUUUUUACGCGCUGCGCUACCACAACAUCAUGACGGUCCGGCGGGCGGCCCUGAUCAUCGCUGGGAUUUGGACCUUCUGCACAGGCUGUGGAAUCGUCUUCAUCAUCUACUCGGACAGCACACCUGUCAUCGUGUGUUUGGUGUCCAUGUUCUUCAUCAUGCUGGCGCUUAUGGCCUCGCUGUACAGCCACAUGUUCAUGCUGGCUCGUUCACACGUCAAGCGCAUCGCCGCCCUGCCCGGCUACAACUCCAUCCACCAGCGGGCCAGCAUGAAAGCGGCCAUCACCCUCACCAUCCUGCUGGGCAUCUUCAUCGUGUGCUGGGCGCCCUUCUUCCUCCACCUCAUCCUCAUGAUCUCAUGCCCCAGGAAUCUCUACUGCAUGUGUUUCAUGUCGCACUUCAACAUGUACCUCAUCCUGAUCAUGUGCAACUCUGUCAUUGACCCCCUCAUCUAUGCCUUCAGGAGUCAGGAGAUGCGCAAGACCCUCAAGGAGAUCAUCUGCUGCUACAGCCUGAGGAACAUUUUCAGAAUGUCCAAGUAGAACCAGGAGCAGGAUGACUUAAUGUUCUCCAACAAAGCCCAACAACCUGAGGAACGUGCUCAAAUGUCCAAACUAGAAAACACCAACCCAGCAUUCUCCACCAAACACCAGGAAACCCAAAGUGUUGGGGAAAAGCCAUUAGAGAGUUGGUGUUUGUGGAGAACGUUGGUGUUUGGUUGAAAAUAAUGGAGUUUGUUGAUGAGGAAUUUCACCAAUUUGUAAAAUCCUCCCUUAUUCAUUGUGUUAGAUGUGAACAGAGAGAUCCAGAGGGUUUGGUGAGAAAACGGGUCAGACGUCUUUACAGUGGUGGUGAUGGGAACCAGGCGUCGCUAUGACUACAACACAGAUAUAGACACUUUACCAUCCAGAACCA
Molecule: messenger RNA, 1570 nt
Organism: Pygocentrus nattereri (red-bellied piranha)
Lineage: Eukaryota; Metazoa; Chordata; Actinopteri; Characiformes; Serrasalmidae
Gene: mc5ra
Product: melanocortin 5a receptor
Exons: 2
Coding region: 202-1197 (331 amino acids)
Biological process (GO): G protein-coupled receptor signaling pathway
Cellular component (GO): membrane
Molecular function (GO): melanocortin receptor activity
Source: RefSeq, a predicted model, not a curated record